Molecule: messenger RNA, 1501 nt
Organism: Rhizophagus irregularis DAOM 181602=DAOM 197198
Lineage: Eukaryota; Fungi; Glomeromycota; Glomeromycetes; Glomerales; Glomeraceae
Molecular function (GO): catalytic activity
Source: RefSeq, a predicted model, not a curated record
UUUUUUUUUACCAUAAUGCUCAACAAAUUGGAUUCAACUGUAUUUUUAAGUUUAAAGAAUUCCAAAAAUAAAUUAGGUUUCUUCAAAAGGGGUUUCGCAGCCUCGCGGAAAUUGCAAAUUACACAAGAAAAUGAAAAAAGUCCAAAACCCUUAAAAGGAAUACGUGUUCUCGAAUUAGGACAGCUGAUAGCUGGACCGUUCUGUGGUACAAUUCUCGGGUAUUAUGGCGCAGAAGUAAUUAAAGUUGAAUCGCCAAAGUUGGGAGAUCCAUUACGUAUAUGGAGACAUUUAGAUGCCGAUGGAGUUAGUCCAUGGUUUCGUUCAAUGUCGAGAAAUAAAAAAUCCUGUGAAAUUAAUUUAAGAACAGCCGAAGGCAAAAAGCUUGUUGGUCAACUAGCUAACAAGUCAGAUGUGUUGAUUGAAAAUUUUCGACCUGGAACUAUGGAAAAAUGGGGACUCGGGCCCGACGAACUUUACAAAACGAAUCCUUCAUUGAUAUAUACACGCGUUUCUGGGUAUGGACAAACGGGUCCGUACGCUGCAAAGCCUGGUUACGCGUCAGUAUGCGAGGCUAUGGCAGGAUUUCGUUAUAUAAAUGGAUUUCCUAAUCAGGCACCAGUCCGUCCAAAUAUAUCUUUAGGUGAUUCGGUUGCUGGAUUAACAGCGGCACUUGGUGUAGUUAUGAGCCUUUUGGCUAGAAAUAAAUUAUCUUCAAGUGAUAAUUUAAUAACGGGGCAAGUCGUCGAUGUAGCUAUUUAUGAAAGUAUAUUCAAUAUGAUGGAGGGAAUUUUGCCAGAAUAUGAUCGAUUUGGUGAGAUAAGACAACCAUCAGGUACAACAGUUACGGGUAUUGUACCAACUAAUGCAUAUCUAUGUUUAGAUGGAAAAUAUGUUAUAAUUGGAGGUAAUGGAGAUUCAAUAUAUAAAAGACUUAUGCAAGCAGCGGGAAGAGAUGAUCUUACAACAAAAAAAUUUGCGACGAAUAAAGAUAGAGUAAAAUAUCAGGAAUUAAUUGAUGGAGCGAUUAGUGAAUGGAUCAAAACUCUUACUUCAAAACAAGUUAUAGAAAAAUUAGAAAAAGCUGAUGUACCAUGCGGUAGUAUUUAUAAUAUUGAAGAUUUUGCUAAUGAUAAUCAUGUUAAAGAACGUAAAUUAAUUGAAACUAUCCGUGUUGGAAAAAAUAGAAGUAAUGGCUAUGACUUAAAGGUUCCUGCUUUUGCGCCAAAACUUGAAUCCACACCAGGUGGAACUUUGUGGGCUGGGCCCGAUUUGGGUGAACAUAAUCGUGAAGUAUUUAUUAAUCUCCUAGAGUUAAAAGAACAUGAUAUUAAGAAACUACAGGAUGAUGGAAUUAUAGGAAAAACUCUAUAAAUUUAUUUCCAAGUUAAUUAUAUAUUUGAGUACUGUUUUUAAGAUAGAAUUCAUUGGUUUUAAAAAGUUUAUAAUUUAUAUAUACAUAAUUGUGCUUCAUGUACAAAAAAAUUGAUUUAAUAGCAAAGCA